Bipolaris victoriae FI3 is the source of this 1116-nucleotide messenger RNA. RefSeq lists its product as hypothetical. Gene Ontology annotation, molecular function: RNA binding. NCBI's taxonomy places the organism in Eukaryota, Fungi, Ascomycota, Dothideomycetes, Pleosporales, Pleosporaceae. The transcript has 4 exons. Bases 1 to 1116 code for a protein of 371 amino acids. The record is from RefSeq and is a predicted model, not a curated record. Gene Ontology annotation, biological process: mRNA splicing, via spliceosome. Gene Ontology annotation, cellular component: nucleoplasm; cytoplasm; ASAP complex.
AUGCCGUCUCCUUCUCCGUCUCCAGCACGCUCGCCAUCCCCAUUGCGCACGCGCAGCCCAUCUCGCGACAGGUCGCAUACACGAUCACCGAGCCGCUCUCGUUCACCACGCUCGCCAUCGCCACGGCGCUCACUGUCCCCACGGUCUCGGUCGCGUACCCGAUCCCGCUCGCCCACAUCACUGUCUCCCCGGCGCAAUGGCCGGCGCAGCUACACACCAAACAGCAGAUCGCGCUCAAGAGGGAGGAGUUACACUCGCAGUCCUACCCCCAGGGAUGCGUCGCCAGCGCCCCGGAGUUCAAAGAUUGUGGUAGAAGCCUUGACCAGAAAUGUCAAAGAGGAUCACAUACGUGAGAUAUUUGGAAAGUACGGCGUCAUCAAAGAUGUCAGGAUGCCCAUGAAUCCCACAUUCAACAUCAAUCGCGGUAUCGCAUACGUACUCUACGAGGAGAUUGACGAAGCCGAGCGUGCAAUCGCAAAGAUGCAUGACGCACAGUUGGACGGUUCCAGAAUCCAAGUCUCCAUCGUGCUCCCUCGACGUCGCUUCUCCCAAACACCUCCCCCAGCCCGGAGAGGCCCACCGCCAGGCGACAGAUUUCAAGACGACUUCGACAGCGGAUAUGGACGCGGCGGACGAGGACCACGAGGAGGAGGCCCACCCGGAGCAUACAGACCACCGCCUAUGGAUGGUCCUCCACGCUACCGCUCUCCACCGCGCCAGGUGGCCGAGGGGGAAGGGGAGGAUGGGGAGGACGCCCACGAUCGUAUACGCGGUCCCGAAGUCGCUCGCCACGGAGGAGUAUGUCACGCUCUUCUUACAGCCGGUCUCCAUCGAGAACUCCGCCAAACCGAGGCUACGGCAGGAGAGAUAGCCCGCCACGAAGAGGUGGCCCUAGCGGCAGCACUGGCGGAGCCAGAGGACGGAGAAGCCCUAGUUACAGCUCCUACGGUAGUGACCGCAGUCGGAGCAGAGACCGCCGAUGAUUACGCUAUUUUCCGGGCUGCAAUGUGUUGGAAGAAGUUACGGUUUACAUGGACGGAGCCCUCACGGGCAGCAUUUAGAGCGUACUGCCAGUUAGGCUUUCUUCGAUCGGAACGUGCAUGGAUAUAUCAGUGA